UUCGAAUUCAGUUGCUCGCGGAAGGGCCAUCCAGACGGUUGGAUAAAUGGAUGAGCUCCAAUAAAUAAAAGUGAAAAGUGAAGAAAUAGAAAAAAAUAGUGAAAAGUGAAAAAAAAAAUAAAAAUUGUGCCAUAAAAAUGUGUUAAAAGUGAAAUUGUAUGAGAGUGAGAGAGACGGAAAGCUUAGUGAGCGCAUUAAAGCAAGGACUUCCGCUUAGCGGUGUUUGUGUAUGUGUAUUGGUGCGCCAAAAGGAUUAAUAAUUACAACAACAAAACGAAUAAACACUGAACUGUAAUAUGGCGCAGCCACAAUGGUGGCGUAGCGGCGGCAGCGUGGGUGUGGCACUUUUCAGUGCACUACUCAUUGCUUGCUGUGGCAGCCUGGUGUUGGCCGAACUAACACCACCGUACUUCAAUUUGGCUACAGGACGUCAGGUCUAUGCGUCGGCCACAUGCGGUGUGGGCACCGAUGGACCGGAAUUGUAUUGUAAAUUGGUGGGCGCUAAUACGGAGAAUGAUCACAUCGCUUAUUCGGUUAUUCAAGGACAGGUCUGCGACUAUUGUGAUCCCAGUAUACCCGAAAAGAACCACGCCGCCGAGUAUGCUAUUGACGGCACUGAGGCAUGGUGGCAGAGUCCGCCACUCUCUCGUGGCAUGAAAUACAAUGAGGUUAAUCUGACCAUCGAUUUCGGACAGGAAUUCCAUGUUGCUUAUCUCUUCAUUCGUAUGGGCAACUCGCCACGUCCUGGACUAUGGACACUGGAGAAAUCGACCGAUUACGGUAAAUCAUGGACACCAUGGAUGCAUUUCUCCGAUUCGGUGCACGAUUGUAUCACCUAUUUCGGCAAAGACUCCUACAAGCCAAUCACACGUGAUGACGAUGUCAUCUGCUCAACAGAAUUCUCACGUAUUGUGCCACUGGAGAAUGGUGAAAUACCAGUUAUGUUGCUGAACGAUCGUCCCUCGGCCUCGAACUAUUUCAACUCAACUGUGUUGCAAGAGUGGACACGUGCCACCAAUGUGCGCAUACGUUUGUUACGUACGAAGAAUUUACUCGGUCACUUGAUGUCCGUAGCACGUCAAGAUCCGACAGUUACGCGUCGUUACUUCUAUUCCAUAAAGGAUAUCUCGAUUGGUGGUCGUUGUAUGUGUAAUGGACAUGCAGACACUUGCGAUGUGAAAGAUCCGAAGAGUCCAGUGCGUAUUUUGGCAUGUCGCUGUCAGCAUCACACCUGCGGUAUACAGUGUAACGAAUGUUGUCCGGGCUUCGAACAGAAGAAGUGGCGUCAAAACACCAACGCACGUCCCUUCGAAUGCGAACCUUGCAACUGUCACGGCCACACGAACGAAUGCGAUUACGACGAGGAGAUCGACCGCAAGGGCUUAUCACUGGAUAUUCAUGGACGCUACGAUGGCGGUGGCGUUUGUAAGAAUUGCCAACACCAUACGGAGGGCAUUAAUUGCAACAAGUGUAAGGGUAAAUUCUAUCGUCCAUUCGGCAAAUCUUGGAAUGAGACCGACGUGUGUCAACCUUGCAACUGCGAUGACGUCUUCUCUACUGGUCACUGCGAGGAGGGCACCGGACGCUGUGAGUGCCGCAAGGCUUUCCAACCACCAAACUGUGACUCCUGCGCUUAUGGUUACUACGGCUAUCCGAACUGUCGUGAGUGCGAGUGCAACUUGAAUGGUACCGACGGCUAUCACUGCGAGGCCAUCAAUGGCGAAUGUCCGUGCAAGAUAAAUUUUGCCGGUCAUUAUUGUAAGCAGUGCGCUGAGGGUUUCUACGCCUUCCCAGAGUGCAAAGCUUGUCAGUGCAACAAGAUCGGCUCCAUCAGUAAUGACUGUGAUGUGGAAAGUGGGCAGUGCAAGUGUCUGAGCAGCUUUGGCGGUGAACGUUGCGAACAUUGUAAGGACGGCUACUACAAUUACCCCAAGUGUCAAUAUUGUGAUUGCGACAUACAAGGCACAGAAUCGGAAAUCUGUAACAAGGAGUCGGGUCAAUGUAUCUGCCGUGAAGGAUUCGGUGGACCACGUUGUGACAUGUGUCUCCCUGGCUACUAUGACUAUCCAGCUUGCAAGCCUUGCAACUGUUCCACACAAGGCAGCACGGCCAUCACUUGUGACAACACAGGCAAAUGUAACUGUCUACUCAACUUUGCUGGCAAACAAUGUACGCUUUGCAGCGCCGGUUACUACAGCUAUCCGGAGUGCUUACCUUGCAACUGCGAUGUUCACGGUUCGGAGGGUGUCACCUGUAAUGCGGAUGGUCAAUGUUCGUGUUACCCGAACUUUGGUGGUAAAUUGUGUGACUCCUGCAAAGAGGGUUUCUACAACUUCCCCAAUUGUGAGGAUUGUAAUUGUGAUCCGGCUGGUGUUAUUGACAAGUUUGCCGGAUGUGGUUCAGUGCCGGUCGGUGAGUUGUGUCAGUGUAAGGAACGCGUAAUGGGUCGCAUUUGUAACGAAUGCAAACCGCUCUAUUGGAAUUUGAAUAUCAGCAAUCCGGAUGGUUGUGAAGUUUGCGACUGUUGGACCGAUGGUACUAUUGCGGCGUUGGAUACUUGUCUGUCAAAGACGGGUCAAUGUACAUGUAAACCACAUACACAGGGACGCACUUGCAAGGAAUGUAAAGAUGGUACUUAUGAUUUGGAUGGCUCGUCGCUAUUCGGUUGUAAGGAUUGUAGUUGCGAUGUAGGCGGUUCGGAGAAUAACGAGUGUGACAAGGCCUCGGGUCUGUGUAAAUGUCAUCCACGUGUAACGGGUCGCGGUUGUACACAACCAUUAACAACACACUACUUCCCCACCUUACAUCAAUUCCAAUAUGAAUAUGAGGAUGGCGAACAACCUUCGGGCGCGCAAGUACGCUAUCAAUAUGAUGAAAAUGUAUUCCCCGGUUUCAGCAGCAAAGGUUAUGCCGUCUUCAAUGAUAUACAAAAUGAAGUGCGCAAUGAGUUUAUGGUGAAGAAAUCUUCGCUCUAUCGCAUUGUUAUACGUUAUGUGAAUCAGAAUCCAUUCAAUGUCACGGCUAGCAUACUCAUACAAUCGGAGAAUCCACUCGAAGUGGACCAGAGCGUGAAAGUGCUCUUGCGUCCAACGACGUCUCCGCAGUUUGUGACAGUCUCUGGCGUGAAAGGCAAUAAACCCUCACCGGUCGUUUUGGAUCCAGGCUCUCGUUAUACCUUUACAACAAAGGCGAACAAGAAUGUUAUGCUCGAUUAUUUCGUCCUACUGCCAGCAGCCUACUAUGAAGCUUCGAUUUUAACACGUAAAAUUACGAACCCAUGCGAAUUGGGCAAUAUGGAGCUUUGUCGUCAUUAUAAAUAUGCUUCGGUCAAUGACUUCCAGCCUUGUACAACACCAUUUAUCAUGGACGCAAAUAAUAAACCCAACAAUCCAACCGAAAUUUAUGACGAUCCCGAGCAUUUGGCGAUUAUUGGCCAUGUCGGCGAUAUUCCCGUCAUCAGCGAGACACAACGUCAACUCAACUACAUAGUCGAUGUACCGCAUAGUGGACGUUAUAUAUUUGUUAUCGAUUAUGUGAGCACACGCGAUUUCCCCGAACCUUAUUUCGUCAAAUUGCGCUUGGGCAACAAUGAGGAGGAUUAUGGCACAACUACUUUGUAUCCCUGUCUCUACUCGAUGGUUUGCCGUACGCCAAUAAUCGAUGAAUAUAGUCGCGAGAUGGCGUUCUACAUCUCAAAGGACGAUGAAAAGCCCGCGAUUGUUAUGACUGAUUAUGAUGAAAGUGGCAGAGUUGCGAUAAUCUCUGUUACCGCUAUACCGGUUGAUAAGUGGUCUAUUGAUUACAUCGAACCUAGUCCGGUUUGUGUUACACACAACAAUCAAUGUGCUGCACCGAAAUUCCGUUCCGUACCCGAUUCAAAGAAAAUUGAAUUCGAAACCGAUCAUGAAGAUCGCAUUGCCGAGAAUAAGCCACCAUAUGCGGCGUUGGAUGAACGUGUCAAAUUGGUGUAUUUGGAUAAUAAAGACAGUACAAGCACCAUUGUUGUUGAAUCAAAGGUAGGCGAACCCGGACGCUACGUCAUUUUGGUCAAAUACUAUCAGCCGCAUCAUCCAAAAUACAAUGUACUCUACACGCUCACCACUGCCAAAAAUGAGUACAGCGGUAAAUUCGAUAUUAGCCAUUGCCCAUCCAGUUCGGGUUGUCGCGGUGUUAUACAUCCCAACGGCGAAGAUUGGUGGUUCGAUAUUGAAGAUGACUUCAAAUUUACGCUAACGAACACACGUCCACAAGGAUUCUGGCUUGACUAUUUGGUAAUCGUGCCAAUAAAUCAGUACAAUGAAGAUCUGCUCGUAGAAGAAUUGUUCGAUCAGACUAAAGAGUUCAUCAAGGAGUGUGGUCAGGAUCACUUCCACAUCACACAUAACGCAACCGACUUCUGCAAGAAGGCUGUAUUCUCGUUAACAGCCGAGCACAAUAUUGGCGCUUUGCCUUGCAACUGUGACUACGAGGGCUCCAUCAGCUUUGAGUGUCAUCCCUUCGGUGGCCAGUGUCAGUGUAAGCCGAAUGUGAUCGGUCGUCAGUGUAAUGCUUGCCGCACCGGUUUCUAUGGUUUCCCCGAAUGUAAGCCCUGUGACUGCCCCAGCACUGCCAUGUGCGAACCGAAUACAGGCGAGUGCGUUUGCCCGCCGAACGUGAUGGGCGAGAUGUGCGAAAAGUGUGUGCCCAAUACAUAUGGUUUCCAUCAGAUAAUCGGUUGUGAGGAAUGUAAUUGCAAUUACUUGGGUAUUGCAAAUGGUAAUCAACAGUGUGACAUGUUCAAUGGCUCGUGCGAGUGUCGUCAGCAUAUUGAGGGUCGCGCUUGUGAUACGUGCUCGAAUGGUUUUUACGAUUUUCCACGUUGUGACCAUUGUACCUGCAACACAGCUGGUACUCUAGCGGAAAUUUGCGAUAAAGUUGAUGGUAGCUGUUUCUGUAAGAGUAAUGUUGUGGGCCGCGACUGUGAUCAGUGUCAAGAGGGCACCUACAAUUUGCAGGAUAGCAAUCCAGAUGGUUGUACGUCUUGCUUUUGUUUCGGGCGGACGUCACGUUGUGAGAGCGCCUACUUGAAACGUUACAAUUUGAGUUUGUUGAAAAAUUUCACUUUGAAUUCCGCGCACUUUAGUGAGAACACCAUUGAUUUCCAAAUUUGGGAUAUACCACAAGACGAGCUGAUGGUGAAUGAGACGACUUUGAAGGCGGAUUUCUCUUUCCACGAAGUCAAUGAUGUUGAAGCGGAAGAAAUUGUCUAUUUCGGCGUACUUGAUUAUCUACUCAAUCAAAAUAGUCAUAUUGCGUCCUACGGCGGUGAACUCGCUUAUUCUCUGUACUACACUACCGGUUUGUCUGGCAAACCACUGCUCGCACCCGAUGUAGUAUUGUUGAGUAAGAAUCAUAUACUCGUACACCAAAGUUAUGAGCAACCUUCAAGUAAUCAAGCAUUCAGGAAUCGUGUUCAAAUGGUUGAGUCCAAUUUCCAAACACACGAUGGCAAACCCGUGACACGCGCUGACUUUAUGAUGGCUUUGCGUGAUCUCAAGAUGAUUUUCAUACGCGCUAAUUACUGGGAGCAAACAUUUAUUUCAUAUUUAUCCGAUACGUAUUUGACGUUGGCCGAUGAGGAUGAGGAUAACUUGGGCGAGUAUCAAUACUUGCCUGUGGAACGUUGUAACUGUCCACCCGGCUAUACUGGUUUGUCCUGUGAAGAUUGUGCACCGGGCUAUUAUCGUGACUCUAACGGUCCUUAUGGCGGUUAUUGUAUACCUUGCGAGUGUAAUGGUCACACACAAGCAUGCGAUUGUGCAACGGGCAUUUGCAAAGAUUGUCAACAUGCCACGACUGGCGAACACUGCGAGCUCUGUCAGGAGGGUUACUAUGGCAAUGCGACAUACGGUUCACCACACGAUUGCAUGAUUUGCGCCUGUCCACUACCGUAUGAGAGCAAUAACUUUGCAACUAGCUGUGAGAUCUCCGAAUCGGGUGAUGAGAUUCAUUGUGAGUGCAAACCGGGUUAUACUGGACCACGUUGUGAAGCUUGUGCAAAUGGUUACUAUGGCGAACCUGAAAAGGCUGGUGAUUAUUGCAAACCUUGCGAAUGUUCGGGUAAUAUCAAUCCCGCUGAACCGGGUUCUUGUGAUACCAUAACCGGCGAGUGUCUGCUUUGCUUGAAUAACACCUCUGGUGCGGCGUGUAACCUUUGCAAGCCCGGCUUUUAUGGUGAUGCGGUAAAUUUGAAGAAUUGUCAAAGUUGUGAUUGCGAGGAGUUGGGCACAUUCGAGUGUGAUCCCUACGAGGGUAAAUGUCACUGUAAUAACAAUGUGAUCGGCGAUCGUUGUGACCAGUGUAAGCCUGAUCAUUAUGGCUACGAUUCCGGUUUGGGUUGUCAUGCUUGCGACUGUGGCGUCGCAUCCAAUUCGACGCAGUGCGAUGCACACACUGGCAAAUGUAUUUGCAAGCCAGGCGUGACGGGCCGUCAAUGCGAUCACUGUGCUGUGGAUCAUUGGAAUUAUACGAACGAAGGUUGUCAACCAUGUCGCUGUAAUCAGGGCUACUCGCGUGGUUUCGGUUGUAAUCCGUUUACGGGUCAAUGUGAAUGCUUGCCGGGCGUUAUUGGUGAUCGUUGUGAUGCUUGUCCACAUCGUUGGGUGCUCGUUAAGGACGAAGGCUGCUUCCAAUGUGACUCAUGCCACGAUGCUUUGUUGGAUGUCACCGAUCGGCUGCGCUAUCAAAUCGAUCCAGUUGUGGAAGAGUUCCAAUCAGUAGCAUUAGCCUUCUUCACCAGUCAAAAAUUGAACUACUACGAUGAAUUGGCCGAUAAAAUUGCACCGGAAGUGCAAAAUCUUGACCCGAAACGCAUCAAUUUGGAUCCGGCACGCACUUUGGUUGCCGAGAUAGAAUCAGGCGCAAAGAUUUACGGUAAACAGGUUAACUUUAGUUUGAACAAUGCUUUGGAAAGUCCUCACAUUGCCAGUGCACUGAUAGUGAAUGCAACCGAAUUGCGUGAAAAGGCCAAAGCCAGCGCAUUGGAGGCACAAGAUGCUAUAAAUUCGGUGGAUGCGCUCUCAAAGAAUCUAGAAACAGCGGCUAGCACAAAAAUUGAUGCCGCUCUAGAGGAGGCGCAGCGCAUAUUGAAAGAUCUGAAUGAGACGAAAAUCGAUACCACACCCACUCAGCAAGUGUUGAAUAAAUCCAACGAACUCUACACUGAGGUGGACAUACUUGUGGCGCCAAUUAAGAAUCAAAAUGAUGCUCUGACCUUGCUGAAGAGUGAUAUUGGGGACUUGAGCGACAAACUAGAAGACCUUUACUACUGGAGCGGCAAUGCUACCGAGAAUGCCAUCGAAGUAGAACGCUUGAAUAAUUUGAACAAAGCUGCCUUUGAAAAUUCCAAAUUCGAUACUGUUUCCGAUCAGCAAAAAGAGGCUGACAAACAUAUUGAGGAAGCCGGCAAAUACUUUGUGAAUAUUGACUUGGCGCUAAUUGAUAUCGACAAGCGACUCAAUCAACUCUCCGGUGUACUCUCAGAUUUGAAGAUUAUUAACAAAAAUAUCGACGACGAUCUACCGGAGAUGGAGCAGGAGAACAACGAGGUUACUGAAUUGGCUGCACAGGCUGUACGACGUGCUGAUGAAUUGAGCGCACGCGCACACGAUCUCACCGACCAAUACGCGCACAUGACAGCCAAUGCUGAGCCGGCUAUUAAGGCGGCUACAGCUUACAGUGGCAUUGUAGAUGCAGUCUCUUCAGCACAACAAUUCACCAAAGAAGCCAAAUUUGCGGCCGGCAAUGCCACAGAGAUCACAGAUGGUAUCGAAGAUCGUGCUGGGCGCGCUGACAAAGAUUCCGGUGAGCUGUUACAAAAUGCACGUGGUGCCUUGAAUAAGGUACAAAGUGAGUUGGAGCCACGCUUGAAUGUUUCCGCUACUAAAGUAGAAGAUAUCUCGAAUUUGAAUAAGAACACAGAGAAACGUUUGGAGGAGAUUAAUAUUGCAUUGCAUCAGUUGCCGGUUGAAACACAACAUGAUCUCUGGAAUAAUGCCAAUCAGAAUGCUACCGAAGCGCUGAACAUAAUUGAAGAUGUGCUCGAUGUAUUGCGUCCCGUAGGUGCACAGACCGCGAAAGAGCUGGAGAAGGCGCGUAAUAUCUCAAGAGAUAUUGAUGCCACGACUAAAGAUAUCUCACAAGCACGCUCACAGUUGGACACCUCGGAAGACACCAUACCGAAGUUGAAUGAAUUGGCGGAAAUUAUUGAGCAAGAGCAAGCAAAUAUCGAAGAGGCCGGUCAGUUGUUGGGUGAAGAUAUUGAGAAUUUGAAACGACAAAUUGAAACCGCACGCCAAAUCGCUAAUGACAUUAAAGUGGGCGUACGCUUCUCGCCCGGCACAGUUUUGGAAUUGAAAACACCCGAGACCACGCCACUCUUGGCUACCAAGACUAAAGCUUCAGCAUACUUUAAGACCGAGAAACCCAAUGGUUUCCUAAUGUAUCUGGGCAAUCAUAAUAGAACCUCGUCGGCUGGCAGCACACCCGCUGCCAAUAAAGACAAUGAAGACUUCAUGGCUGUGGAGAUCGUUAAUGGUUAUCCAAUUUUGACCAUGGAUGUGGGUAAUGGACCUGAACGUAUUACAAAUGAGAAAUACGUAGCUGAUGGCAAUUGGUAUCAGGUAGUUGUAGACCGCACUGGUUCUAAUGCUAAACUGAUCAUACGUGAAGAAUUGGAGAACGGCACAGUGGUGGAUCAUAAGAAGGAACAACCAUUGUUGGGCGCUAAUAAUGUAUUCAAUGUUGAUCGCAAUAGUCGUUUGUUCGUUGGCGGUCUGCCACCACCAGCUGACUUCACGCCACCACAUGACAUACAGAGUAACGCCUUUGAGGGUGAAAUUGAAGAUCUGCGUAUUGGUGAUGAACAUGCUGGCUUGUGGAACUUCGUUUUCGGUUUGGAGAACAACCAAGGCGCACAACCGCGUAACAAAUUGUUAACCGAAGAGAUACCACCAACCGGUUAUCGUUUUAACGGUAAUGGCUAUGUCGCACUCAAAGCCGCGCCAUAUAAUCUGCGUGCACGUUCCAGCAUACAAUUCAGUUUCAAGGCCUCGAAAGAUUCCAAAGACGGUUUGCUAUUCUACUAUGGACGUAAUGAUCAAUUUAUGUCGGUGGAGCUGGUGAACGGUCUAGUGUUCUUCCGUUAUAAACUGGGCGAUCAUGUUAUGUCGACGGGUACACAAGAUCUUUACAACGACGACCAAUGGCAUCGUGUAGUAGCCGAACGUGACGGCAGACGUGGUCAAUUGAAGGUAGACGACAUGAUGUUGGCACAAGAGGACAUACCUACCGGUCCCACAGAAUUCAAUCCAAUACCUAAACGUCUCUUCUUUGGUGGUUUCCCCGGCAAACGUAAUCAUUCAGUGGUUACUGAGCAUAACUUUGAUGGCUGCAUUGAUGAGGUGUCGAUUUCGGGUACAAAGGUGGAUCUGGGUAAUAAUGUGCACGCGCAUGGCGUUAAACCUGGCUGUCCGAAGAAGUUCUCAACAGUACUGUCAUAUCCACCCAACGAAUAUGGUUUCUUGCGUAAAGCCAAUUUUACGUCCAAUAAUAAAUUGAAUGUGAAUCUGAAGUUCAAGACCCGUCAACGUGAUGCGCUGAUCUUCUAUGGUGCAAAUCAUGAUCAGAGCGCGAAUAUUGGACUCACACUGAAGGAUGGAUAUUUGACCCUGCGCAGUAUAGAUGGUGAAAUUGUGUCGGAUACGAAACGCUUAAACGAUGGUGAUGAGCAUGUGGUGACCGUGCAGCAUGAUGGCGAUCAGUUACGUUUGUCUAUAGACGAUACGGAAGAUAAGCGUUUACCCUAUACACCGCAAGGUCUGUAUAUACAAGCAGGUGAUAUAUUCUUUGCUGGUUUACCAGACAAUUAUAUACCAGUACGCAAUGCACUGCCGACCUUGGCGUACUUUGUGGGCUGCAUUAGUGAUGUCACUAUCAAUGGUGAGAUAGUCAACUUCGCCGACAGUGCUGAGAAACGCAAAGGAAAUAUCAAUAUCUGUCCGACAGACAUUUUAGCUUAUGAUGUUGGAACAGUACCGUUAUACUACCCAGAAGGUUCAAAUGAGCUAUUGCCUGAGCCAGAGUAUCCGGGUAACUUUGCCGUACCAUUAGCACCCACAAGGGCACCUGUUACCACCACAACGACGUCACGUCCAGCUGUAGUGAUUACAACAAAAGAGCUGCCAACACAACGACCAUCGGUCAUUGAGUCGCGUUUCGAUAAUGUGGAUGAAGAGGAAAUUAAACGACAACAAGAAUUGGAACAAGAGCGACAACGAGAACAAGAGAGAGAGCAAGAGCGUCAACGAGAACGGGAGAGAGAACAAGAGCAAGAGCGUCAACGAGAAAUUGAACGCGAGAGAGAGCGCGAAAGAGAACGUGAACGAGAAAAUGAAUUGGAAGAGAAGGUUAAGCCAAUACCAGAACUCGAACCCGAACCCGAACCCGAACCCGAACCCGAAUCGAAACCCGAGGAAGCGUUGGAAAUAGCCGGUCCAGUGCAUCCACUGCGGCCACAAAAUGUGCCCGAAGAUCCGCGUUGCAAACUGCCAACAAAUCCCAAUUUCGAUGUUGAUUACGAAGACGCUGGCUAUCGUUACUACGCAUUACGUGAACAACGUCUAGAAAUAGCGCCGCCCACGAAACUUCGUAAACAAUACGAUAUUAGUCUGAAUUUCAAGACUGCCUACCCUGUCGGUUUGCUCUUCUAUGCGGGCAUCAAACAGCAACCCGACUACAUUGCAAUCUAUCUGGCGGAUGGUAAAUUGCAUCAUCAAGUACAAAUCGGUGGGCAAGUGGUGAAUGUCACCAGCAAAGCCGAAGUGAACGACGAUGAAUGGCAUAACGUUAAGGUGACACGCAAACACCACACUGUAAGCCUCUUUAUCGAUCAAAUCGAGGCAGGUUCGGUUACUGAAAUGGUGGAUGAUAGUUAUGAGCCUCAUGUGCGUAACAUGGCACUCUUCCUUGGCGGUGUACCAAAACUCUGGGAGGCCGAAGUUUUCGACAGAAUCGACUAUGUCUUAGACGAUCAACCCUUCUAUAAUGGUUGUCUGAAGGAAUUACGUCUCAAUGAUAUGAAUCUGAAGAAGGAACCGGAACCAUAUCAUACGGUGCCAUGUUCAACAGAAAUCGAACAAGGUUUCUUCUUUAGCAAGCAGGCGAGCUAUGUGAAGCUGUUCGAACGCUUCACCGUCGGCUCUGAUUUCAAUAUCAAUUUCGAUUUCCGUGCUCGCGAACCAGAUGGUCUGCUCUUCUCUGUACAUGGCAAAAAUGCUUAUAUGAUAUUGGAGUUGAUCGACAACAGUCUAGUGUUCACCGUUAAAUCCGAUUCUAAAAAUAUCGUCACUACCAAUUAUACAUUACCCGAUAACGGUAGUUAUUGUGAUGGUAAUUGGCGUAAUGUGCAAGCGGUAAAAUCGAAAUUCGUCAUUACGAUUGCGGUGGAUUACGUCAGCACACACCCGGGUGUGGGUUCAGAGGGUUCGACGGUGACAAAGACAAACCGUCCGCUCUUCUUGGGCGGUCAUAUUGCCUUCAAUAAGGCGCCAGGUCUGAAGACCAAGAAAACAUUCAAGGGUUGCAUACGCAAUGUGCAAGUGAAUAAGAAGGCGGUGCGCAUUACACCGAAGAUGAUACAUGGCGAUAUCUGGCAAGGCGCUUGUCCAACUAAUUAGUCAUGUUAUUUCUAAUACAAUAACAACAAUAAGCAAGCAAAAACGAACAAACAUGUUGACGAUCGAAAGUUGCUGUAUGCCCACAAGCGCUUAACUUCGGCGGAUUGUGAGAUUUCUAACAGCAGACUCGUUUGGAUUUGGACUAAUCUCUUUUCUUAUUUUUUUACUUUCUUAAAAUGUUUAUUUGUUUAUUUUCACGUAAUUACUUAUUUUGCUGUCUAUUAUAUCUUAUGCUCGAGUCGAACAAGUCUUGUUAUAUUCUUAUUUUCAUUCUUUAAACUUAUCUAAUCAAUUUGUUUUUCCUUUUUAUGUAAAGUCCGAUAAAUGUCUUUUAAUAAAGUUUCAUAUUUGUAUAUUCAACAA
Messenger RNA from Zeugodacus cucurbitae (melon fly), 12077 nucleotides. RefSeq names its product laminin subunit alpha (gene LanA). The transcript has 15 exons. Gene Ontology annotation, molecular function: signaling receptor binding. The record is from RefSeq and is a predicted model, not a curated record. Bases 297 to 11714 code for a protein of 3805 amino acids. Gene Ontology annotation, biological process: regulation of cell migration; regulation of embryonic development; regulation of cell adhesion. Lineage: Eukaryota; Metazoa; Arthropoda; Insecta; Diptera; Tephritidae.